AAUUACUAACAACGUUUAACGAUUUAAUUGUCAUUAAAAAAAAAAAAUAUUCUUUUUUAUUAAUACCGAAAAAUAAAAUCCAAAAAUUCAUAUUUCUUGAUUAUUAAUCGACAGUUGUCACUAUUUUUAAUUUGAAACUGCAUUUUUGAUGAUAGACAAUUUUUAUUCAUUAUUGCGUAAUUCUAAUGAGAUAGAACAUUGCACGCAUUCUCUAUAUUGUCAUCAACGAGUCAUUUCUGAGGGCCAAUUUAUUAUUCUAAAAAUAUGUCUCUAAUUUUGCAAAAAAAAUUCGCUCACAGAGGAUAAAGAAAAAAAUAUUUUUGUAAAACGAUCAGUCAGUGUCAUAGAGAAUAAUGUUUCGUUUCUAGAAAACAAUUUUUUUUUUCGGUGCAUUGUUUUCUUUUUUAAAAAAAAAGAAAAUUCAUUAACAGAAGGAUAGAAUAAAAAAUUAUUCAUUAAUAGAAGAAUAAAUAAUAUUUAUAAAAUAAAUUAUUUAAGAAAAAAAUUGCAAUAAAAAUAAAUAAUGCAUUAAAAAGCAGAGAAAAAUAUUAAACCAAUAUUUUGUAUAAGACGAAUUAAAACAAGAAAAAUUUUAAUUAAAAACAAGAAUUUAAAAGAUUAAAAAAUAUUUAUAUUGAAAAUAGAACAAUAGAAGAGUAAAAAUAUUAAAUUAUUUAAACAAAAUUAGUAAAGAGAAACAAAAUUAGUAGAAAAAAAAAAUUUCACAAUAGAAAAAAAAAAUAGAAAAAAUAUUUUAAUCAAAAUGAAAUUAAAAAUAUAUUUGACAAUAAUUUUGAAUAUUUUCUAUUAUUGCAAUGGUUAUCGUAUUUUGGGAAUAUUUCCAUUUAAUGCAAAAAGUCAUUUUAUGAUGUAUGGUGAAUUAAUGAAAGGACUCGCAAAAAUGGGACAUCAAGUGGACGUGAUAAGUCCAUAUCCAUUGAAAAAACCCUAUCCUAAUUAUUCGGAUGUUAUUGUUUAUCCUCAAGUCACGCAAGGACUCGUGAAUAAUUUAACAUAUCGCGAGAUGAAAUUGUACACUUCUGGUACGCCAGUAGCAUUUGUUGGUAGCGUUGCUGGUAAUCAAAUUUGUCAAGGUAUGGCCGAUCCAAAAGUUUUUAAUUUUCUACAAAAUCCACCCAAUGAUCCACCGUAUGAUGCAAUUAUUGUCGAGAUUUUUGGAGCACAUUGUUUUUUGGCAUUGGGUUCAAAAUGGAAUGUUCCUGUAAUUGGUGCAAGUUCCGCUGUUCUUUAUCCCUGGAUGCAUGAUAUUAUUGCAAAUCCCGAAAAUUUGGCAUUUGUCUCAAAUAAUUUAAUAAAUUAUGCAGAGAAUUUGGAUUUUUCAUCAAGACUCUAUAAUGUCAUUAGUGCUAGUUUUAAUAAAUUUUAUUUCAAUUACAUCACAGCUUCUCAAGAUGAGAUUAUAAGAAAAUAUUUAGGACCAAAUGCAAUGGGUGUUAGAGAAGCAGAAUCAAAUGUUGCAAUGAUUCUUGUUAAUUCAUAUUUUUCUCUAAAUGGCGUAAGGCCAUUUACACCAGCACUUAUCGAAGUUGGUGGUCUUCACGUUCAAGACGAAAGUCCCGAAUUGUCCAAGGAUCUGAAAAAAUGGCUCGACGAAAGUAAUGAAGGUGUUGUAUAUUUUACAUUUGGUUCAAUGGUGAGAAUAGAGACAUUUCCCUUAAAUAUAAUCGAUAAUUUUUACAAAGCAUUUGCGAAAAUUGCUCCUGUUCGGGUUUUAAUGAAAAUACCAAGAAAGGAAGAUUUACCGGAGGGACUGCCUGACAAUGUUCUCGUACUACCUUGGAUGCCACAAUUGAAAAUUUUACAACAUCCAAAUGUAAAAGUUUUCAUAACACAUGGAGGUCUCAUGGGAACUCAGGAAUCGAUAUAUUCUGGAGUACCAAUGAUAGGCAUACCACUUUUUGCUGAUCAAUUUGUAAACAUUGAUUUAUAUGUAUCAAAAAAAAUUGCAAUCAAAUUGGAUAUUGACAAUUUUAAUGACAAAGAUUUAGUUCAUGCAUUGAGUUCAAUUUUAACUGAUCCAAAUUAUAAAAAAGCAGCAAAACGUAUUUCUGAACAAUUUAAAGAUCGACCAAUGACACCAAUUGACACUGCCGAAUAUUGGAUUAGAUAUAUAAUAAAAAAUGGUAAAAAUUCAUUAAGAUCACCGGCAAUGGAUUUAUCAUGGUGGCAAUUGGCUUUACUUGAUGUUUAUGGAUUUUUACUUCUCUCCUGUAUUCUACUGUUGUUCUUAAUUUACAUUCUUGUGAAAUUAAUAAGAAACAAUUUAUUUAAAAAUAAAAAAGUACCAUUUUCUAAAAAAGUCAGAUAACUAAUUUUUUAAUUAUUAAUAAUUUUUAAUUACUAAUUUUUAAAUUACUAAUUUAUUUAUAUUGUAAAAAUAUAAUGUUGAAAAUUUUGAAAAUAU
Leptopilina boulardi is the source of this 2425-nucleotide messenger RNA. RefSeq names its product UDP-glycosyltransferase UGT5-like. The record is from RefSeq and is a predicted model, not a curated record. Lineage: Eukaryota; Metazoa; Arthropoda; Insecta; Hymenoptera; Figitidae. The coding region runs from base 764 to 2329 and encodes 521 amino acids. The transcript is spliced from 5 exons. Gene Ontology annotation, molecular function: UDP-glycosyltransferase activity.